AUGGAUAAUUUACUUUCGAAGAAACUCAGAAGUGGGCUGAAUACGACUAGGCCAAGCUCACAACAAAUUGUUAACCAAAAUAUGAAAACUAGUAGCUUGAAUAAUUCUCCACGCCCAGAUACAACACAAGCUAGAUUAUAGGGAAUUAGUAUGAUUUGCCCUGCAAGGGCAAGCGAUUGGAGAGGAAAAUUUUCCAGUUGGUUUUCCACUCAGCCUGGUCAAAAUAACUGGAGAUUUGGCAAAUGAGCCUUUCUCCAGUUGUUUUUACAAUUUGAGUUAGCCCAACCAACUGAAGAGUUUCCGUCUCAAUUGCUUUCCUUGCAAGACAAUUCAUAAGAAUUCCCUAUAAAAGAUCUUUGUGCUGAAGACAAAACUAAAAUUGGGCUCCUCGUUAAAAAAGCUGCUUUAGAAAAAAGCCAAAGAGUUAAAUCUGAACUCCGGGCUGCUAAAGAGUUAAAGCGUAAAGAAAAUGAAUUAAAAAAAUAUAAAAAACUUAACAAAGAGCUACAAGAAAAAGCAGAAACUAUAAAAUCACAGCUGGAAAAAUCAGAAGAACUGCUAAAUAAAUACAAGCAUAUCUCAGUUUCCUCAAUAAUCCAAACUCCGAAUUCUCCGCAAGCUUUUAACCAAAGUUUGACUAGAGAAAUGAUUUAUCAAGCAACGCCUAUCACUAAAUUUUUAUUUCCCAGUCAUGAUGAAGAUUCCCCACAAAGUAUAGAAGCAGAUAAGAUUUUGGAUAAACCUGGCAAAAUUGAUGAGAUUAUUCAGCAUGCUCGUAUACCAUCUAGCCCUACGAAUAAAUCAAGCAUAUUAAGUUCUAAACAUCAGCAGACAUUGGUUUUAAGAGAAACAGCCACAUCUCCUAUUGAAGUAAGCUCUACAAAAGAUUAUCAUAGUGUUUUGAUUCAAACAGUUUGUGAUAAAGAAAUACAGACACAGACUAAAAAUCAGGGAGAAAAAAUAGCGAAAAAAAUAAGCCAAGAAACACAAUCAGAGUCAAUAAAUGAGACGAGGCUAAAAGCUCAGAAUAAAAGUAAAGAAAAAGUUAUGAUGCCACAAAAUAUUGACAGAUAAAAAUGGCGUGGAGAAACAACUUAACCUCUUAACACCGGUAGCAAGAUGGAAGUCUGGAGACCUUGUGGAAGGGAGAGUAUGUCCGGCCGGAUUUUACUUGGUCUAUUAGAGAGCACAAUGUCGGGCUGAUCAACCGCAGGCUCACAUCUAGGGCAGGGCUUUAAAAGGAAUGGCCCAGCAAGGCUAAAGGGCGUUCACUUGUCCAAUAGGGCUUUUUCCCAGCGCGAUGCCAGGAGUUUCCCCCUAAGCUAUAAGCUACAUUUCGGUAUAGUCUGAACAUAAAAUUCACUUUUGAAUUUUGGAGAAGGGAAUCCCCGUACGUGCGGUAUGGUGACCCAAUGUCUUUACCUUCGAGUUGUGAGUGUAGCCUUGUUCGGAGGAAGCAACGCAAGCCUUAGACUGUGGAAUAAGACAGUCGAGCAUGGAGGUGGUGAAAGCAAGGGGACAUGAAAAAGCAAUACUGACCGGGAGCUUCUAUAAUAAUUUAAUGGACAAUCCCACAAAAUAUCAAUGGAGAAACAAGAGUUAAAAAUAUCUCACAUAUGAAAGAAGAAAAUACUAAUGCUUCAGAAAAAUCUAGUAAAGAGAAUGCAAUAUUUCAGGCCUCAGAAUCAAAAGGUCUAGAACUAUCAUUUGCUCCAAAAAACACUAUUUAUGAGCCUAGAUCAAAAGAGCCUCCUCUAACAAGUGAUGAAUUAAAACCGAUUGAUAAAUUAUCCCAGUCAAAAGAAUCUAUAAGCAGCAAGCUCAAUUCUCUUUCAGCUUCAAUUAAAUCUCCAAGCUCAUCAUUCUCUCUAUCAAAUAAGCUAAAUUCAAAGUACUACAACCCACUCCUUACAAAUACUCUUGACGAUUCUAGUAAAAUGCAUUUAUCAAAUCUCACAGACUCAAAGAAAUUUUCUGACAAACUUAAAUCAAGCUCAUUUAAAACUAAACAAAGCUCCCAUGAAGACGAAAAAAGCCAAAGCUUCAAGCUCAAAGAUCUUGGAUAUACCCAAAAAUACCCAGAAAAAAAUCAUCAUAGGGCUAUAGACGAUAAAGUUUUUGAUGAUAAUUUCUUUCAACUAGUAGAAGAAAUUGAAAAAUCUGACAGUUCAAAGUUCUCGAUUUCUCAAUUAAACAGCUCAUCAAAUCAUAAUAAAACUGAUUAUCUUGAUUCAAAAAUGAUGAGUAUUAUUGAUGAACUUGAAAUGGGCGAUGAAACAAUGGAGUACUCAGUAUCAUCAACUUCAAAGAAGUCUCAUAUUAAUAAAGAGCAAGAUAGUUUUGAAGAGCUGAAGAAGCGAGCUUAUCAGCUUAGGGAGUCCUUAAGAAAAUAA
Molecule: messenger RNA, 2393 nt
Organism: Blepharisma stoltei
Lineage: Eukaryota; Ciliophora; Heterotrichea; Heterotrichida; Blepharismidae
Source: the annotation of a GenBank genome assembly